Messenger RNA from Alternaria alternata, 2228 nucleotides. RefSeq names its product MFS general substrate transporter. Gene Ontology annotation, biological process: transmembrane transport. The transcript is spliced from 3 exons. Lineage: Eukaryota; Fungi; Ascomycota; Dothideomycetes; Pleosporales; Pleosporaceae. Gene Ontology annotation, molecular function: transmembrane transporter activity. The coding region runs from base 393 to 2141 and encodes 582 amino acids. The record is from RefSeq and is a predicted model, not a curated record.
UGUCCGUUCCAAAAGAUUUUUUGACAGGCGUUGGGGAGAACUGGAGUAUAUGAGGGGCCGUAGUCCUACUCCGGGACCGAGCUCAUACAACUCUUGUCAUCUAAAUUCCCUGCGACUUUGCUGUCGCGGAAGCUUGCCAUACUCCAAUACACAAGCUUUUCCAAGCCUCACAAGCCUUUAGCAUCCUGCUUGGGUGAAGACGCCGUGACGGUUCCAACACACGACCAAGCAUCAGAUUACAUCGACAUCGACCCCGACGAACCGACGACCCUGAACAGGAUCAUCCCAAUCGCGACUACCUCCGUUAUCAGACCCUCACUACCAUAGCGCCAACCCCAAGCAACAACCACACCUAACUUCCAUUGCGCUACCACCACCAUCUUUUCGCCAAGAUGGUUCGAACUAUGUUUGUGAAUCCCUUCAAGGCCCACCACGUCGACGAGUUCCCGGGUGUUCAUGUGCCUCUUGAUGAUUCAACCCAUCGCGCUUCUGUAGCUUCCACUCACCCACGCGCCUCCCUCGGAAAUUCAGAGAAAGCCAAAGAGGAUGAGCCCAACGACCUUAGGCGACCUGAAAGUAAUGCAUCAAGUGGUGUUGUUAACCAUGGCAUGACAGUCGCAGCAUUAAAGGCAGAGAUUGAAGCAGAUGUCGCCGCCUCAGACCAAGACACGCCAUAUGACCGCAAGUCCAAGGUCAUCAACAGAGCUUUGCAAGAUAUGGGAAUGGGUCGCUACCAAUGGCAGCUUUUCGCUCUUUGUGGUGGCGGUUGGAUGGCCGACAACUUGUGGCUGCAGGGUGUCGCUCUAACACUGCCUCAACUUAGCGCUGAGUUUGGUGUCAGCGAAACGGAAGUCAGAUACACCACACUAUCGCUCUUCCUCGGUCUCUGCAUUGGCGCGUCUUUCUGGGGUACCGCAUCCGACAUUAUUGGCCGCCGUCUCGCUUUCAACUUCACUCUUUUCCUCGCCGGUGUCUUCGGUCUUGCUUCAGGCGGCGGCCCCAACUGGAUUGGCACAUGUGCACUGUACGCAUGUAUCGGUCUCGGUGUUGGUGGAAACCUUCCAGUCGAUGGCGCUUUGUUCCUCGAAUUCCUGCCCCAAACAUCCGGAAACCUCUUGACGCUACUUUCCGUUUUCUGGCCUGUUGGUAAUUUGAUCGCUUCGCUGCUGGCCUGGGCUUUCAUUCCCAACUUCUCAUGCCCUUCUGGUACUCCCAUUGGGCAGUGCAGCAAGGCCGACAACUGGGGCUGGCGAUACCUCAUCUUGACCCUCGGUGCGAUCACGUUCUUCAUGUUCAUCUGCCGCUUCUUCCUCUUCCAUCUUUACGAAUCGCCCAAGUUCCUGUUGUCUCGUGGUCGCCAGGCUGAGGCCGUCGCUACCGUCUACGGUAUCGCCCACUACAACAAGACGCACACCUGGCUCACCGAAGACAUCCUCAACCAAAUUGGCGGCGACCAAGAAGUCACCCAAGAAGACACGAAGCUCAGCGUGUUCGAGAUUAUCAAGCGCUCCCUCAGCCGAUUCUCGAUGAAGCGCUUCAAGACAUUGUUCCAGGAUAAGAAGAUCGGUCUCACCACUGCCCUUUUGUGGUUCCAAUGGACGACUAUCGGUAUGGCAUACCCGCUUUUCAACGCUUUCCUCCCACAGUAUCUUGCCAACUCUGGUGGUGAUGUUCAGAACGACACCAGCACCGUGUACCGCAACUACGCCAUUACUGCCAUCGUCGGUGUUCCUGGAUCGAUCAUCGCUUGCUACACCGUCGAUAUCAAGUACGUUGGUCGCAAGGGUACCAUGGCCAUCGCAACCGUCAUCACCGGCGUCUUCGUGUUCCUGUUCACCAUCUCAUCCGACUCCGACUUCCAGCUCGCUUUCACCUGUCUUGAAGCAUUCUUCCAGAACAUCAUGUAUGGUGUUCUGUACGCGUACACACCUGAGGUCUUCCCUGCACCUAUCCGUGGUACUGGCACUGGCAUGAGCAGUUUCUUGAACCGCGUUGCUGGACUAUGCGCACCGAUUGUUGCUAUCCAGGCUGGUGACAGUAAUCCCAAGGCCCCCAUCUACGCCAGCGGUGGAUUAUUCAUUGCGGCGUUCUUCAGUAUGCUGAUAUUGCCAAUUGAGACAAGAGGCAAGCAGACUUUGUAGACGGUACACAUAGAGUAUCUGACGGCAGGACCGUAUAGCGCAGUUACAUAUUAAUUACUGCUAAGAAUUGAUCAUUCUCAAUUUCAU